CGGAGCUUUUCUUCAAUUGUUGUUCGACAAAUUGGUAUCCCGCGAAUUGCUAAACUUUGUGCGUCAGCUUCGAGGUGGCUUGCACUCAGAGAUAAAACAGUGGAAAAGGAAUUUGUUAAUGAUUCAGGCUGUGCUGCAAGAUGCAGAGCAGAAGCAACUGCCUGGCAAUGCUGUCAAAGUAUGGUUGGAAGAUCUUCGAGACUUGGCUUUUGAUGUGGACGACAUACUAGAUGAGAUUGGUACUGAAGCUUCAGAUCGCAAGUUGGCGGAAGAACAUCAUACAAGUUUUUGCAAUGGUUUUGGCCGUUUUAGCCCAAGUUCCAUAAAAUUCAAUGUCGAUAUGAAGUCCAAGAUCAAAGACAUCACAACCCGCUUGGAGGAACUCUGUAAACUAAGAGUUGAACUUGGAUUGGAAAGUGUUGUUGGAGGAUCAUCAAUUUCAGAAAGGCAAAGACCGUGCAGUACAUGUUUGCCAACAGAAGCAGUUGUUUAUGGGAGAGAUGAAGAUAAAGCUAAAGUACUUGAAUUGGUGUUGAUGGUUGAGCCGAAUGAUGAUGCCAGUUUUCAUGUGAUUCCUAUCGUUGGCAUGGCAGGAGUUGGCAAAACAACACUCGCUCAACUUGUGUUUAAUGACAAAAAGGCUGUGGAAUAUUUCGACAUGAGAGCAUGGGUGUGUGUUUCUGAUGACUUUGAUGUUUUCAGAAUCACCAGGGCAAUUCUGGAGUCAGUUACUUCGUUGUCUUGUGAUCUCAAGGACUUAAAUCAAGUACAAGUCAAGCUGAAAGAGGUAGUAACUGGGAGAAAAUUUUUGUUUGUGUUGGAUGAUGUUUGGAGCGAGGAUAAUGACAUGUGGGAAACCUUGAAAUCUCCCUUUACGGUUGGAGCUGAAGGAAGUAAAAUAAUGGUGACCACACGUAGUGAACAUGUUGCAUUAAUAGCGGGACACACUGAAUAUUAUACGUUAAAACUGUUAUCAGAUGAUGAUUGUUGGUCUAUGUUCAUGAAGCAUGCAUUCGGUAGCCGGGUUAUUGAUUCUCCACGUAUGGAAAUAAUUCGUCAAAGAGUUGUUGAAAAAUGUAGAGGUUUGCCCCUGGCUGCAAGAACUCUCGGUGGGCUUUUACGCAUGAAGCUAAGAUAUGAAGAGUGGGAUGAAAUAUUGAACGGCAAAAUAUGGAAUGUAGGUGAAGGUCAGAUUCUGUCAGAGUUAAAAUUAAGUUAUAAUCAUCUUCCUUCACAUCUGAAGAGGUGUUUUGCUUAUUGUGCUAUUUUGCCGAAGGGUUAUGAAUUUGAGAAGGAAGAACUGGUACAUUUAUGGAUGGCUGAAGGUCUUAUUCAAGAAUCAGGCAGCAACAACCAUAUGCAAAUUGAAGAUCUGGGUUUUGAGUAUUUCCAUGAUUUGUUAUCAAGGUCACUUUUUCAACAAUCAAGUACCAAUAGCUCUAAAUAUGUAAUGCAUGACCUUAUCAAUGAUUUAGCUCAAAUGAUUUCCGGGGAAGUAAAUUUUAGACUGGAGAAUGAGGCAGGAUUUAUUGAUCAAUUGAAACGAUUCAAAAGAGCUCGCCAUUGUUCUUACAUCAGUGGGCAUCUCUGUGAUGGCAAAAAUAUGUUUCAGGUCUUCCAUCAAUUGGAACACCUAAGGACAUUCCUCCCAAUACUCACACAUGAUAAUGCUCAUUAUAUAACAAAUAUGGUUCUUGAUAAAUUGUUACCGAAGCUAAGAAGAUUGAGGGUGUUAUCUUUGGAGAAUUACCAUAUCACUGUGCUGCCUGAUUCCAUAGGAGAUCUGAGACAUUUAAGAUUUCUAAAUCUCUCAGGCACCAUGAUCAGAAGUUUACCCAAAUCAGCAUGUUUAUUACUCAAUUUGCAGAUUCUGUUAUUGAGAGAUUGUUUUCUUCUCAAGAAGCUGCCUUCCAAAAUGAGGAAGCUUAUUAAUUUACGACAUCUUGAUAUAUCAGGUGUUAAAUUGAUCCAAGAGAUGCCUUUAGGAAUAAAAAAAUUGACAUUUCUGCAGGUAUUAUCAAAUUUCAUUAUUGGCAAAAGCAGGGGAUCUAGUUUGGAAGACUUGAGACACUUGAAACUUCUUCGCCAACGACUUUGCAUCUCAGGAUUGGAGAAUGUGACUGAUAUUCAAGGCACAGGAGAGGCCAUACUAAGUGAUAAGAAGCACCUCAGAAAGUUAGUGCUAGAAUGGAGGUCUCAAUUCGAUGACUCUCAAAAUGAGAUGGUAGAAGAAAGGGUACUUGACAUGUUAAGGCCUCAUGAAAAUCUGAAAGAGCUCUGCAUCAAAAGUUACAGUGGCUGUAUAUAUCCAACUUGGGUAGGAGAUUCAUCUUUCUCCAAUAUGAUGGUCUUGAAAUUGGAAAACUGUGAAAACUGCACAUCCUUGCCAGUGUUAGGCCCAUUAAGUUCACUUAAAAACCUCACUAUAAAAAGGAUGACCCGGCUGAAAAGCAUAGGUUCUGAAUUUUAUGGAAAGGGUUGCUCAAAGCCUUUUGAAUCAUUGACCAGUCUUUGUCUUGAGGAUUUGCAGGAAUUGGAGUAUUGGGAGUCUAUAAUAGAAGAUGAGCAAGUUGAAAUAUUCCCUAGUCUUCAGAAGCUGUGGGUUGUCAAAUGUCCAAAACUCUCUGGAAGAUUGCCUGAUAAUCUUCCUUUACUGGAUGAACUCAUUAUCCAGGAAUGUCGUUUGUUGGAGGUUUCAAUCUCAAGCUUUCCAAUACUCAGCCAAUUAGAGAUAAAUGGAUGCAAGAGUUUUGCUUUCAGUGGUCCAAUUAGCUUCAAAUCUCUACACUCAUUGUUUCUUACAAAUAUUUCAGAGUUUGGGAACUUGUCAAGAUUGCAGAGGUUUCAGAAAGUGGAGUGCCUGAAGAUUGUUAAUUGUCAACAACUCAUAAGUUUAUGGCUGAAUUGUAAUACACCAAAUUCAGAACAAAUUUAA
Molecule: messenger RNA, 2935 nt
Organism: Mangifera indica (mango)
Lineage: Eukaryota; Viridiplantae; Streptophyta; Magnoliopsida; Sapindales; Anacardiaceae
Product: putative disease resistance RPP13-like protein 1
Exons: 1
Coding region: 119-2935 (938 amino acids)
Biological process (GO): defense response to other organism
Molecular function (GO): ADP binding; protein binding
Source: RefSeq, a predicted model, not a curated record